ACGAACAACGGCAGCAAAACAACAACCGCAAAAGCGGGAAUUAAAUCUGUCACGCUCUCGUUUACAAGCGUCGUAAUCUGUUUGCAUAGUGACUGGCGGAGAGCCAAACGUGCCGUUAUUUUCCAUUCAUUCAUCGGGUGGGAGAUUCCUCUCUCUGUUACAUAAAGUCCUUGCGCACACCUUCUCUCUUGCCAUUGCGCUCUUGUUCGCAUUGCUUGAGAGUCAGGAGCGGAUCGAUGUAGGGCUAGGGGUAUGGCUAGUGUUAUAUGGUUUGAGGAUAUAUUUUGUCAGUAACACAGAUAUUAAAACGAAAUAUUGAAAUAAAUUUCAUCAUUAUCGCAUCCCCAGUUUACGAAAGUUCCCCCAAAAGCCUACAUACAUAAGUAGAUCCGCCCCUGGUAAAAGUGCAAUGUGUUGGGACUUGCAUUGGCUGCACUCCUCCCACCAACAGGUGCCUCGCAGCCAAGGCUGCAAAUAUUGUCGCCCUCUCCCGCUCACUCGGCUGAGGGUCAAGAUCGUUGCGAAGAAAUGCUCCCCGAAGCCUAAUAAUUGUGCAUCCCGCCGAAUGCCAUGUUCGAAUUUAGAAUCUGCUCUCAUCGCACGGCUAGUUUCAGUGCGGCGUUUGGCGAAAGCGAAUAUCGGCAUCGAGAUCCCCAUAAUUCACAGUCCGAGAUUGCGAUGACGGGCCCACUGCUGUGGCAGAACCUCAAGGUGUUCGUCACCCGCUACCCGAUAAUGCGCGGCAUGAUAUCUUACAGCCUGAUCUGGCCCACUGGCAGUCUCAUCCAGCAGACCGUGGAGGGCAGGCGCUGGGGCACCUACGACUGGUGGCGCGUGCUCCGGUUCAGCAUGUACGGCGGACUCUUCGUGGCGCCCACUCUCUACGGCUGGGUCAAGAUCUCCAGCGCCAUGUGGCCGCAGACGUCGUUGAGGACGGGCGUCAUCAAGGCGGCGGUUGAGUCGAUCUCUUACACCCCGGGCGCCAUGACAUGCUUUUACUUUAUCAUGAGCUUGCUGGAGUCCAAGACGGUGGAGGAGGCGGUGGCCGAGGUCGGCAAGAAGUUCCUGCCCACCUACAAGGUGGCACUGUCCGUAUGGCCUUUGGUGGCCACCAUCAACUUCACCCUGGUCCCCGAGCGCAAUCGCGUGCCCUUCAUUAGUGCCUGCAGCCUGUGUUGGACCUGUUUCUUAGCGUACAUGAAGCACCUGGAGCACCACGAGGUGGAAGGCGCUAUUUAGUAAUCGUGUUGUUUUAAAAUAUAUUGGUAGUUAAAAUAACAUAAUUAGUUUACCUGCGGUCA
This is a messenger RNA of Drosophila gunungcola (fruit fly), 1301 nucleotides long. Its product is annotated as mpv17-like protein. Gene Ontology annotation, cellular component: cytoplasm; membrane. Lineage: Eukaryota; Metazoa; Arthropoda; Insecta; Diptera; Drosophilidae. The record is from RefSeq and is a predicted model, not a curated record. The transcript is spliced from 5 exons. Bases 571 to 1239 code for a protein of 222 amino acids.